AUGCCCCAACUUCACGAAAUUCUCGACCCAGCCAUUGAUGUUGCUUUCUCGAUACCAGGAUCUGCAUUUUUCGACAAUGACAACGACAUCGACGAGUCCCAACAACAUUCUUACCGUAUUCCACGGGAUCUCCACCAUUGCAACUAUGCCUUCGAACCCUUAUCCAUCCCAACAACGUAUAAGCCACCAAGACACGAUACUCUGCCGUUUGACGUCAAAGAAAUUAUUCUCAACUUGAUUGAUUCACCCAGAGACUUCGCUUCAUUGGCACUCACAAGCCGGGACUGGGCGUCUACUAUCAUUCCUGACUACUUAUAUCGCGAGCUUAGCAUCCCCAUCAACCACUCAACAAUAUGGAAAGUUUUUGCAGAACGUCCUCAUCUCGCCAAAUGCACUCACACUCUGCGUCUCCUGGAACCCGCGCGCAACAAAUCAGGUGCGCCGCUCGAAGUCUCCGGGCCGUCUGAGGAUACGCUUCGCAACAUGUCGCUCGCUCUGGAGGGAUUCACAUCUCUUCGGAAGUUUUGUUGGGCAGGUUCUCGCAGUACAUUACAAAUCGACCAAUCUUUUCUACAGGCACUCGCACGGUGUCCUGCAUUGGAAGAGUUGGACUUGGGGCCCGUGUCGCUUCAGAGUGAUCACCAACUACCGUCGCUAUCAUCCCUAUGGAGAUUCCCUUGCCUUACUAAACUCAUCUUGAAAGGCGACUGGGAUCUGACUGGUGUUGACUUCCUCUACCUUUCUUUAAUUAACAACUCCCCAAAUUUGGAGGAACUGUCUAUACUUUUUGGUCCAGCUUCGAGCCACUUCACCUCAUGUCCCUUGCCGAAACUGCGAAAACUACACUUGUGGCACGACUCACUGUACAUCCAAUUCCCCGAAUCAGAGCUGUAUCCUUUCGACGUUCAAAUUCUGAACUUUCUACGGAAUCAUCCCAACAUCGAAGACCUCCGUUGGCUAACCUGGUCUUGGAACAGGCUUACAUUCCCUUCUGGCUUUCUGCCCUCUCUCAAACGCCUUCGCGCUUACGGUCACCUUUACCGAAGUCUGUUACAGGACCCCACUCUUAUUGAUACACGAAAGUGGGAAUGUAUUUCCAGAGCUACAUUGACCGCCGACAUGCCCAUCCUUGAACAACUGGAUCUAAGUUGCCUGAAAGAGAUGCGCCUUCUCAAUUUCGAGGGUUUCGAUUCUCUGAAGCAGCUAGCUGAGAUCGCGCCGUCCAUCACCACAUUAGCCAUUCCGAGCUUUGGACCCCCAAUGAAUAUCAACUGUGGCACGCACUCGACUCCACCGGGACGGAUCCCAUCAAUGGUUGAACUUGAUCUCGAAAACUACAUCGACUGCCUUGCUCACUUCCCUUCCCUCGAGACCCUCCUUGACACACGGCUCUGGUCAGCUAUACUCCGGCUGAGCACAGAAGAGCGCAGCGAAGCCGUAACACAACUGACUUCGCGAUGCCGCAGCCUGUCACGGCUGAAUUACUGGGAUCGUCUCCGUCACGCGGAGAUGGACAUCAUUUUCUCCAAAUGUGAAGACGGUCGGGUUUCCUGGAGGGAGGAGCCCAGUCAGGAAGAAAACUGGGAGCGCUUUGGCGGCCUGUGA
Molecule: messenger RNA, 1605 nt
Organism: Psilocybe cubensis
Lineage: Eukaryota; Fungi; Basidiomycota; Agaricomycetes; Agaricales; Agrocybaceae
Exons: 5
Coding region: 1-1605 (534 amino acids)
Molecular function (GO): protein binding
Source: RefSeq, a predicted model, not a curated record